AUGAAGUUCACCCUCUGCCUCUCCUUACUACUAACUGGUCUUCUUCAAGUCCAUUGUCAUCAUGUCCCAGGACAUCAUGAGGAACAGGAGCACAACGGAGAUCAAAACCCACUUGAUCAUCAACAUCACCCUUUGGAAGAAGGGCAGGGAACUGAAAUGACGAGCUAUAAAAAGAUAGUCAAGACUAAUGCUGAAUUUGCAUUCAGAUUGUACAAAAUCAUCACUUCCGAUCCUGCUCCCAAAAAUGUUUUCUUCUCUCCUCUGAGCAUUUCCACAGCCUUUGCCAUGCUGACCCUGGGUGCUAAAGCUGAGACCCAUCAUCAGAUUUUCAAUGGACUCGGUUUCAACCUGUCAGACAUUGAAGAGAAUGUGAUCCAUGGAGGAUUUAAACAAAUAAUUCACACGAUUAACCAACCCAGCAAUGUAACACAGCUGAAUAUCGGGAAUGCUUUGUUCAUAGAAAAGUCACUGAAAGUGCUGCCUACAUUCCUGAACAAUCUCAAAACCUUGUAUGCAGCUGAAGGCUUCUCAACUAACUUCAAGAAUUCUACAUCAGCAGAAAAUGAAAUAAACAAUUAUGUGAAGAACAAAACUAAUGGCAAAAUCUCCCAAGCAGUUGAGGAACUAGAUGAAAGCACGGUCAUGAUUGUUCUAAACUACAUCACUUUCAAAGGUGUUUGGGAAGAGCCAUUCAAGCCUACAUCGACCAGGAACCAAGAUUUCUUUGUGGAUGCAAACACAACUGUGAAAGUCAACAUGAUGCACAGAAAAGGUGAUUACAGUUAUCUCUAUGAUGAAGACCUGUCUUGUUCGGUGGUGAGAGUGCCUUACAAUGGAGAUUACUCAGCAUGGUUCAUUCUACCAGAUGAAGGGAAACUGACAGAUGUGGAGCACACUUUGACAGGAGAAGUUAUGACCAAAUGGGGAAAAUCUGUAAGGCAUGGGAAAAUAGAAUUGCAUAUUCCAAAAUUUUCCAUUUCUGGAUCCUAUGAUGUCAAAGAUUUACUGCAGACACAGGGUGUGAAUGAUGUCUUUCAUGACAAUGCUGAUCUCUCCGGUAUCACUGGACAACGUGAUCUGAGGGUUUCCAAAGCAGUUCACAAGGCUGUAAUGGAAGUUAAUGAGGAAGGCACUGAAGCAGCAGCAGUCACUACUUUAGAGUUUGUACUAAAAUCUGGUCGAAUCCCUCGUUUUCCCACCUUCAGAUAUGACAGACCCUUUCUGAUCGUCAUUAAUGAUGACCCAACACACAACAUCCUCUUUGUGGCAAAAGUUUACAAUCCAGCUGCAAAAUGA
This is a messenger RNA of Gekko japonicus, 1296 nucleotides long. RefSeq names its product alpha-1-antitrypsin-like. The coding region runs from base 1 to 1296 and encodes 431 amino acids. Gene Ontology annotation, biological process: negative regulation of endopeptidase activity. Lineage: Eukaryota; Metazoa; Chordata; Lepidosauria; Squamata; Gekkonidae. The record is from RefSeq and is a predicted model, not a curated record. The transcript is spliced from 4 exons. Gene Ontology annotation, molecular function: serine-type endopeptidase inhibitor activity.